CAGGUCAGGUGAAAUGUACUCACAGUGGGUAGGUUUCAGUCGUGGCAGCAGUGAGUGAUACAGUAAAUUUGAAAGUUUGAUUGUAUCCAGUCAAUAUGUUUACAUGAGUUUCAUAAAAAGUCAGAGGUCAUUGUGUGCUCGUGACUUGGUGGUGUAUUGUUCGAAAUCUAUUUAUUAUACUGUAGGCCCUGGUUUAAGGAGGACGAGUCUGACGACCAAGCAAGGCUAGCUAGGCGAGACUGGCCAGAGAGUACGUGUGUGUAUGCAGACAGAUAUGCCUUCACCAUCAUUUCCAAUAUAUUAGUGUAUGUAAUCUGUUGGGUGCUUAUAGAUGCUGUUAUGGUGUCCAAGAACGGAAAUCUUUCCCCAGCCGACAAGCCUCAGUUUAUGCAAUUGUCAUUCAUAGUGGUUGGGAUUGGACUGGUAUUUGCAUUUAUCUUUCACAUUGGAACCAAAGAAAAGCCCUCAGGUGUGCACGGAUAUUCAGGGGGUGACUCCAUCCAGGUAAACAGUCCCAUUAAAAAGCCUAUGAAGUGGAGAUGCUGGCUGAAACAGUCUCAAUUCCACCAGGUUGCCUUGGUAUACAUGUGUGCCAGAUUAAUGGUGAACAUAUCACAAGUUUACAUUCCAAUGUAUCUUUUAGAAAGUUUAAAAUUAAAUAAAGACUCAAUUGCCAUCAUUCCAUUAGUAGUGUAUGUCAGUAGUUUUGUGGCAUCAACAUUUGUUAAGUUUUUAAAUGAUCAUUUGGGAAGGAAGAUAACCUAUGGUUUGGGGGCACUGUUGGUUCUUGGUGCCUGUAUUGGCUUCUAUAUCCAAAAUAUUGGCAAAUAUGUGUAUAUACCAACAGUGUUACUUGGAAUUGGAGGUUCUACUGUUCUGGUGACCUCACUCUCUAUGACAGCUGACCUGAUUAAUCUCAACACCGAGAAUUGUGCAUUUGUGUAUGGAGCUAUGAGUUUCACAGACAAGCUGUCAAAUGGAAUUGCAAUUGCUGUUAUACAACAGAUGCACCCUUGCAAGACCUCUGCUUGUUGUGCUAAAUGUGCAUGGUUUUACCGUGACAUUCUGUCGUUUGUACCUGGAGCAGCGGCAGUACUUUCCCUAUUGGUUCUUCUCACCUUAAUUCCGGUCAAUAUUGGCAAAAGAGAUGGUGUCACUCCAGAUGAUGUUACCGAUGAUGAAAGAAAAGCGCUCCUUUCAGGUACAACAAACAAAGAAUUGUAUGACUCUUACAACCAACCAGCCUCAAACGCCACAGCUUGAAAAGUGCCUUCAGUUACAAGGUUCCAGCUUUUAAAAGGAAGCUUUGAAUACAAUGGUCAGCAUGAUAAUGGUUAAGAUGAUGGUGGGAAUGGUUAUUCUGAUGAUGAUAACAGAUAGUGAUGAUGAUGAUGAGCAUGAGAAUGGCAUGUUUGUGAUGAUAGAGAACAAGAAAUUGAUAAGUGUGAUCAUGGAGCUUUAUGAUUUUGAUGAGAGGAAACCAUUAUAUUGUUGGCUGGGAAAGCUUAAGAAAUUCUGACUUCAAAUACUUCUGGCUUGUAUGAUCUCCGGUACCCUGGAGAACAUUGUAAAUAUAUAAGCGAAUAUAAAUUUUUCGUGUUUUUUUUUACCCUCAAAAAGACAAUGAUGAUGAUAAUGCCAUUGUUGUGUUGAUAGACAAGAAGAGUAUAAUAAGCAACAUUUAUAUUUUGUGAUAAUGAUAACGGCAGUUGGUGUUGUUAGUUGAUGGUAAGAAUGAUGAGGAUGAUAAUGUUGAUGUUAGUGAACACAGUUGUUGUAGAUGAUGAUGAUGAAUAAGGACUAUAUUGAUGACAAUGAAAUGGUUGUGAUAAUAAGCUGAGCUUUGCAACUUGACUCAACUGACCUCAAUUGACCUUUGUGAGGUGACACAAGCACUCUUAUGUCCUGUUGAGCUCAGUUGCCCAUGUUGUAUUUUGUUGUGAUUCAAAGCAAGCGAUUGAAUGGUCGAGUAAUGUAUCAAAUUAUGGUUAUGUUGCAUAACCAUAAUUAGUUAAUCUGCAGCUCUACCUGGUUGCUUUUAGUUGUAGUAGUCAACAUGAGCACUACCAGCUACUAGCUGAGGUCAGUCGAUGUUGAUUUUGUUGAGUCAAGUGGCAAGGGCAACAUAAGCUUAGCUGUAGCCAGAAAGAGUACAUAAAAAUUAUAUAGUUGCAGUUAGUGUGUGUUUGAUGUUAUAUUUUACAUAUAUUUUUUUACUUGUCAUAGUUGAAUAACAUCCACACAAAGAUAAAAGAUCCUAAUGAUUCAAUCAAAGGUCAACAAAAUUUACAAAAAUCAUAUUUUGUGGGUGGGGAUCGUCAUGUAGUUAAGAUAAGUAUAAUUAUGAUAUUUUUAUGAUACAGAUAAUGGUAAAGAAGAGUAUAAUGAUAGUAAUGAUGAUGUUAAUAAUAUAAAUGAAGGAGAUGGCACUCCUUUGUGAGAAGGCAUAAUGAUGAGUAUUAUCUUGCCUGAAUCAUUUUAUACAAUUGUUAUCAUCCUCAUCAUCAUCAUUCACAAAAUUAUAUAACAUAAUUUGACGGGUAUUAUUGCUCUUGAUAUUUAUGUAACAAUAUGCACAACUAAACAUGUUUUUGUCAUCAUUGACAGAAUUAUAUUUCAUGUUAUACUGUUCUGUAUAGACAUUAUGUAUUAUAUAUAUGAAUAAUUUAUAUACAUUUAGACCACUCCUGUGCUAUUCCUUGGCAAUAACAUGUAUGAUUAAAAUAACUUACACAUACAUACAUUUUCAAGCAAUAGUUAAGGAACUUGUUUGUUGAUGGACUAUGGCCAUAUGGUCUUUACACCAUUGUUCCUUUAUCACAGUGCAAUGCAGCAACACAGAUUAUAUUGUUUGUUACUGCACAUUUACAUACUAGUGCAAAUCAUUUUAAAAGCCAAAUUUGUAAUAUGCUCUACUUUCUUGCAUUGAAUGAAUGAUUAAAGAUUGAAACAGGUUAUAAUACCUUCUUUAGUAAUUCAUUUUAAAUAGAAUAUUUCAAUCAAGUACUUAAGAAUUUAUUGUAAUACUGUAUAUAAACAUACCACUAACUGUGAUUACAGUAUUUGUAUAUUUGGGAUUAUUAGCCUCCCCAAAGGAGCGAAGGUCCAGGGAGGCUAUUGUUUUACCCAUGUUCUUCUUCAUGCUGUUAUCAUUGUUGUUGAUUAAUUGUUUGUUACCACAAUAACUAAAGUUUGGUAAUUCCGAUUGGUUUUAAAUUGGUAGAAUGCAAGGUGGAAUUAAGAAGGCGGAGCCAAAUUUUUUUGAUACUUGUGUGAAUAUGCUAAUUGCUCAUUUACAUAAUUUAUAUUUCACUAAGGUAAUUUAGGCUAGUACCAUGAUAACUAAAGAUUGGUAAGUCCGAUUGGUUUCAAAAGUGGUAGAAUGCAAGAAGGUAAGAAGAAGAGGGAGCCUAUUGUUUUUGGUAUGUGUGUAAAUAUGUUAAUUGCUAAUUUACAUAAUAAAUAUUUCACUAAUCAGGUAAUUUAGGUUAGUUACCAUGAUAACUAAAGUUUGGUAAUUCCAAUUGGAUUCAAACUAUGUAAGAUAGCUGUAAUAAGACUAUGUAGCCGGUUGUUUUUGGAAUGUGUGGGAAUAUGCUAAUUUGCAUAAUUGAUAUUUCACCUUUUAGCUUAUUUCAAGACUAGUUACAAUGAUAACUACAGUGUGGUAAGUCUGAUUGGUUUCAAACUUUGCACAAUGGUGUUAAAAAUUUGUUUGCUACGACAAUAACUGGAGUUCGGUAAGUCUGAUUGGUCUCAAACUCCUACUCAUCAGUUCUCAGAAAAAAAUCACACCGUGGGGAGGCAAUGCUUUACUGUGCAGCCUAAAAGGUGCAUUUCUACGUUUCCUUCGUGCCUUGUAUUUUAAUGUUUUAUAUUUUUCAUCAUUUCAUUCAUUUCUUUACAAUUGUUACAUGGACAUUUGCUAGCUCAGCAACCAUUGACUUUUGAUUACUGUAUUGUUUAUAUAUUAUUUGAUUGAAUAUUGUUAGCUGUUUAAGGACAAAAAGAAAUUUGAUCAGAAGCACGUAGAUUAAAUAAUGUAAAGUGGUUAUACUUUAGUACUCCAUGGAAAUAUUCCUCUGAGGUUAUCAGAAAAUCCCAAUAUAAUUUAUAUUAAUAUUUAUUUGUUUCAAUGUUUAGUAAUUUUGAUGUGAAUGUAUGAGACUUGUUUCUAGUGAAAAAUUUUGUGAUGAUUUCACUAUGUUUUCGUUUUCUUUAUUAUUUCCCCAUCUAGAUGGCCAUCGAAAACAUCUUGCAUAUUUAAACAUUUUGAAUCUGUAAAUAUUCCAUACCUACCUGAUUUGUUAGGAGGUGGAAUUGCCUCCUCCAUUAGAAUAAUAUAUAUGAUUUGAUAUAAGAAUAAUAAUGUAUAAUAUAUAAUACAGUAUAAUGUAAUAUAUAUAUGUUAUGUAACAUAAAAAAAAUAAUUGUAUAUUCCAUGUAUAUUUUGGUGAUAAAAUUUAAUAUAUUUGGAGACAAAGCCUAAACAUAUUGUUAUGUUGUCCAAUCAUACUUCUUUCUAUAGGCAUAGACUCAAUUUCUAGGAUUCUUGUCAGCCCUUCAGAUGGUACAGAUGGUACAUGUUAUUUCCUUGGCUAAAAACCAUUGUUCAGGUAUCAAAUUAUUUGUGAUAUUUAUAUUCUGUAAUAAUGUAAUAAUAUAUUGAACCAUAUGUAUGUAUCCACUGUAACUGAUAUAAGCUAUCUAUUUUUCAAUGUUAACUUUUUUCCUAUUCUUACCUAUAUUUUGACUAUUACUAAUAAAUGUGUCACUUUCUUACAGUA
Molecule: messenger RNA, 4787 nt
Organism: Anneissia japonica
Lineage: Eukaryota; Metazoa; Echinodermata; Crinoidea; Comatulida; Comatulidae
Product: major facilitator superfamily domain-containing protein 12-like
Biological process (GO): carbohydrate transport
Cellular component (GO): membrane
Molecular function (GO): symporter activity
Source: RefSeq, a predicted model, not a curated record